UUCAUUUUAGACAUCAUGGAAUCUAAGUUUUAUUCAAAACUUUUCACUUAUAUUGAAACAAAUAAUUCGUUUUCUUCUUUGGAUUUCAGUGAUAUUGGUUUUGAAAAACAUAGUGAAGCCUUGCUUUCUCUCAAGUCUCUUAAGUCCUUUGGUCAUAUAUUUCUCAUUUCUGAAGUGAAAAGAAAGUUCUGGUGCUUAACUGAGAAAGGAGAGGAAUUCUUAAGAAAUAGUAAACAAAAAAAUGUACAAAACAUACUUGAAGUCGAUAAAUUGUUUAACAGCUUAGUAAAAGUCAAAGAGGAAAAUGUGAAAUCAGUAGAUGAAAAUUUUUUAAAAGAAUGCGAAGAAAAUAACUACAUUAAAAAGGGGGAAAUAGACAGUUUAGAAGUUUCGAAAGGUAACUCGUUCGCUGAUAAUUUAGUCUUAGCUGACGAUUUGACAGCAGACAUGAUAGGCUCUGACUCAUGGAACAAUUUGGUCCUUUCCUCUUAUGAUUAUAACAAAAUGGGGCUUAUGGAAAAAUUUGGAGGACUACAUGUUAUUUACAAUUUUGGGACUGCAAUUCGUGAAGCUCUUUUCGAAUUAGGCUUCAAAGAAGUACAUGUGUCAAAUUAUGUAGAAAAAUAUUCUAAGGAGGAUGCUGAUAAGGCAUUGGAAGAAACAGAUAAUGUUUAUAGCGUUCACUUAAAUGAAAAUACUAAUGAGGAGGAGGCAUGUUCGAAAACCUAUUAUUUGAGAAGUAGUCUUUUUAAUCGUUUACUUUCCGAAAUUUCUAUUUUGAAAUCAGUACCAUCCAAGCUGUUUACUAUUGGAAAAGUUUUUCAAAACAGAGAGUUUGACAGCCUCGACAUACCCGAAUAUCACUCUCUUGAAAUGAUGAUUUCCGAUGUCGAUUUAGAUCUAUCGAACGUUUUAGGAAUAUGCGCGGCAUUGUUUUCUCGCCUCAACAUCGGCUUUACUGAUUUUAAACAGGCAUAUUUUCCCUACACCUCACCUACCGUCGGUAUAUAUCUCUAUAAUGAAAUUCUGGAUGCAUGGAUUUCUGUCGGAAAAGGUGGGAUAGUCCGUCCUGAAGUUAUGAAGAAGUUAGGGUAUAAUGAUAAUAUGUUCAUAUUGAGAUUAGGAUUUUCUUUGGAAAGAGUCUUAUUGAAUAAGAAUGAGACUGACGAUAUGAGCAAUUUGCUAUAGCAAAAAGAAAUAUAACUAUAUACAUUUUUAAUAUCCUGAAGAUAUUACUUUUUUCUUUACUUAUUUCAUCUCGUAUCACUUAUACCUAGAUCAGUUGUUGUUUUUAAAUUGUAUAAAAU
This is a messenger RNA of Nezara viridula (southern green stink bug), 1307 nucleotides long. NCBI's taxonomy places the organism in Eukaryota, Metazoa, Arthropoda, Insecta, Hemiptera, Pentatomidae. The record is from the annotation of a GenBank genome assembly.